This is a messenger RNA of Blumeria graminis f. sp. triticale, 1137 nucleotides long. Lineage: Eukaryota; Fungi; Ascomycota; Leotiomycetes; Helotiales; Erysiphaceae. The record is from the annotation of a GenBank genome assembly.
AUGUUGUCCACUUCUCUCGUCUUCAGCCACCUCGCACUUAUCUCCUUAGCUCGGGCAGCAUACAGUAAUCACGCCUCAGAUAUUAUCUCAGUUUAUUGGGGUCAAAACUCUCUACAACACGCCAAUGGUACAUUAUCGCAAAAACGCUUAUCAAAUUAUUGUAAAAGUAGUGAAUUACAGCUCAUCCCCAUUAGUUUUAUGUCGAGUUUUGGCAAUGAGACAGUGAAUCUAGCCAACUCAGAAGGAGCUUGCUUGCAAGUAAAUGGCACGCAUCUGGCUUUUUGUCCGGAAAUGGAAAAAGAUAUAAUUGAAUGUCAAGAGGUCUACAACAAGACCAUCACACUCUCCCUCGGCGGUUCGGCCUACACCGGAGGCGAAUUUUCCUCCGUCGAUGUAGCUAUUGCUGCUGCCGAUAAGAUAUGGGCAAAUUUUGGACCACCCUGUGAAAAUUCUACAUCUCGACUCUUCGGAAAUGCAAGCAUUGAUGGCUUUGAUUUUGACUUUGAAUCUAGCGUCAAUAAUACGGUACCGUUCGCCAAUCGCUUGCGUAGCUUAAUGGAUGACUCGACGAAAAAAACUGGACGCCAGUAUUAUUUGACAAGUGCACCCCAAUGCUCUUACCCAGAUAAAAAUUUUGGACCGCUCCUUGAUAGCUCUGUUCGUUUUGAUAGGGUUAUGGUACAAUUUUACAACAACUAUUGCGGCGCGAGUUCCUUUCUGCCAGGCAACGAGACACAGACAACUUUCAACUUUGCUCAAUGGGAUAAUUGGGCCAAGACAGUGUCUUCGAAUCCCGACGUCAAAAUCAUGUUGGGCCUCAUCGGCGGUGAUCUUCCCCCGAAUACGGGCUUCGUCUCAGGAGAUCAGUUAAAAUCAGUUAUUAAUUAUGCCAAAGGCUUCUCUUCUUUUGGUGGCGUCAUGCUCUGGGAUAUGACGGUGGUCUACAAUAAUACAGACGUCUUCAAAACUGCCAUGAGCGCGCUCGGUCGAGAUACUCCACGCAUUGAGCCGGUUGCCAUCGCCAGUCAGCCAGAAAUCAUUGAGUCAUCCCGAAAAACAUCAAUGUCGUCGAAAAAUUGGCAGAAUAGCGAGUUUUGGUUGUUUUUCUUGUUUGGACUUCUAUUUGUUGCCGUUUAA